UAAACAAAGGGUUAAUUGGUUAGCUACUGUGGGCUGAAUGCCCAUGCGUCGGCUCGGCCGUCUCAAACCCGAAGAGAAAAGAAGUCGUCAAGCCGUCGACUUGUUCGGUUGUUUGCCUUGCCCACCGAGCCUCCCGCAGCUGUCUCGCUCGCGGUUUUUCUACUCCAUCUCGCCUCCGCGGCUCCGCCUCGCGUCGCUCGCCAUGGGCAAGUCCAGAUCCGGGGUGCUGCUGGCGCUGCUCCUGGUCUGCGCCGCGGUGGCGGCGGCGGCGGCUGCUGCCGUACCGGGCAGCAAGGGGAAGGGCGGGGCGGGUCGGGCGGAGGUGGCGUGCUCGGAUCUGGCGACGCGGGGGGAGUGCGUGGCGAGCGGCGGCGGGAGCAGGUGCCGGUGGUGCCGCAGCGAGGCGCUCGAUGACAUGUGCUUUGGGGCCGCCGAGGCGUGGAGGCUGCCCAACCAGGUGUUCUCUUGCGACCCGCCCGCCGGCGGCGUCGCCCACGCCCGGAGAUGACGAUGCAGCCUAGGCGGCCACUGCUGUCGUCUUGCUCGCGAUUAAUCUGUUGUACCCUCUCCCCCUCUGUUCUCGUUGGAUUUGAGAAUUUAAGAACUACUGUUUCCUGGUGUUAAGUACUCCAGAUCCUUGGAUGCCACAUAGACGAUUUUCCACUCUACUUUUCUGUAAUGUAUGUUUUGAUCAGAAAUCUGCCGAUCGAUUUUAUUGAUUGUUGAUGCUUGA
Oryza sativa Japonica Group (Japanese rice) is the source of this 733-nucleotide messenger RNA. RefSeq lists its product as uncharacterized. NCBI's taxonomy places the organism in Eukaryota, Viridiplantae, Streptophyta, Magnoliopsida, Poales, Poaceae. The record is from RefSeq and is a predicted model, not a curated record.